AUGGCUACCGUCAAACAUCAGCAAAGGAACACUCGCCACUACUUUGGACAAGUGAAGAACCUUGUCCGAGACGGAUUCGGUGUGUACGUGUAUCCAAAUGAGUUCUUUCGCUAUGAAGGCGAAUGGAAGAUGGGGAAAAAACAUGGACAUGGCAAACUUAUGAUGAAAGAUGGAAGUUUCUAUGAGGGCGAAUUUGCCAACGGGGAAAUGGAAGGGAAUGGGUUAAGAUACUGGGCACGAACAGGUGACUCCUAUUCUGGUCAGUUCAGCAACGGUGAGCUCCACGGCCACGGAGUGAUGCAGUAUGCCAAUGGAGAGAGGUUUGAAGGAGAAUACUCCUACGGCCUGAGAGAUGGACAUGGAUUCUUCCUAGAUAAAGAGGGGAGUACAUAUGAGGGCGCCUUUCAUGAAAAUAAGAAACACGGAGAAGGACUUAUGAAUUACAGGAAUGGGGACCAGUAUGAAGGAGACUGGCUGCUCGAUCAAAGACAAGGCCACGGAGUGAUGCGCUUUGUGGAUGGCUCAAUUUAUGAGGGUCAAUGGAGGAAUAACCUCUUUAAUGGCCAGGGGACACUUAUACACUGCUCUGGGGUCAUCUACGAAGGCACAUGGACAAAUGGGAGGCCGUCUGGUGGUGCAUCUAAAAUCGUGAUCGAGGGAGGGGAUGUGCUGGAAGUCUUCCAAGGAUCUCCGUUCACUGUGGAAGUGCAUCUUCAGACAGACAAUGGAGAAAAGGCUACAGGUGAAAAUGGACGGGUUCUGCAGGUUUGUGCUGGUGUUCGACUAGUCGGUCGCACUCCCACACCAACUUCCUCAAGCCUUUUCAAGCUGAUUGAAGACAUGGAGGAGAAACCUAUUCCAACACCAUUCGGGUUCGAGUUUAUUAGCUACCCUUUGAUGGAGAGAGCCUUUGAAAGCAAGGACUCCAGAGGCAGAGCCCCCCUCGCUGUGGCUAAAUCCGGAUUUGCACAGGCUGACUCGCCAGUCCCUGAGGGGGAAUGGGAGUCUGGAAGUGGAUCAGACAGCAUGGGACUUGGAGGGGGUACCCCAAGCUACCUGGAUGGUGAAUAUGUCAUCAUGGUAAAAGAGGUGACCAGUCCUCCUUUCCUGGGCCACACCCUGCCCCCUGCCUUCGCCCUGCUCAAAGUGGUUCCCGCCAAAACCAGGAGCAAGACGGGCCGCACGGACGGCGUGAGGACCUGCAGGAGGAGCAUGCUGCUGGCUGACAGGCCCAGGCUCACCCUGGAAUGGGCCCUGCAGACCCAGGAUAGGAGACCGGAAGUAUAG
This is a messenger RNA of Megalops cyprinoides (Indo-Pacific tarpon), 1287 nucleotides long. Its product is annotated as MORN repeat-containing protein 1-like. Lineage: Eukaryota; Metazoa; Chordata; Actinopteri; Elopiformes; Megalopidae. The coding region runs from base 1 to 1287 and encodes 428 amino acids. The record is from RefSeq and is a predicted model, not a curated record. The transcript is spliced from 12 exons.